GUUAAGCCUAAACUCGUGGAUAUUGCGUUGGUUGGAAUAUCGAGUAUCGAACAAAGUUCAGUACAACAAUAGCAAGUGAGUAGAAGUUUCUAUCGUCUCAGGUUUCGUUUAUUAAACGUAACCGUACUAGUUUAAUAUAGCAUAUCGCAAGUUAUUAUUCAUCAUGGACAUUUCGCAACAAAAAAGGAUCCGUAAGGUUAUUAAACAAAGCAUAACAAGACAUUACAAUUUUGCCUUUGGUAGUGAAGCUCAAAAUGCAACUAUUCAUAUUCUUAGACCAAGAAUCACGUUAUUAGAUGAUACGUGGAAAGAAUAUCUUAAUACAGUAUAAGUAACAAUAUAAUCAUGUUUGGAACAGAUGAACAAUCAACAGCUCAAGAAAAAGAUUAUGAAGAAGUAGAGGAAAAAUAUAUUCAAGCACGAUCCAAAUUAUCAUCAUUAAUCGACGAAAAGGCGCCAAUAACAGAGACAUCAACACAGGCAUUACCGAGACAGUCGAAUGCAUCAUUUGAAGGGCAGGCAAACUCCGCGUCGAUAAAAUUACCAAAAAUUGAACUACCAACAUUUGACGGAGAUUAUUUAGAAUGGAUCAAGUUCAAAGACUUAUUUUCAGCAAUAGUGCAUAACAAUGCAACUUUAACAAAUGCACAAAAACUUCAUUACCUAAAAUCAGUUUUAAAGGGAGAAGCCGAACAACUCCUACACUUCAUUGAAGUCAGUGAAGGUAAUUAUACAGAAUCAUGGAAGAUACUGCAAGAUAGAUAUGAAAAUGAACGACAGAUUAUUAACAGUCAUUUUAAGGCUCUUUUUCAACAGCCACGUGCAAGGACUGAUUCGGCUAGUGAAAUCAAACGACUGCUAGACACUACUGUAAAACAUGUCAGAGCAUUAGCAGUGUUAAAAUUGCCGACAGAUCAUUGGGAUCACAUUUUGGUUUAUACAUUAAGCAACAAACUCGAUGAUGAAACAAGAAAACAGUGGGAAUUAAAGGCUACAACGACUACAUUUCCUACAUUCAAUGAGUUGAAGCAAUUUCUGGAGCAGAGAUAUCGUGCUCUAGAGAUUUCCGUGAGCAAUAUGUGGAAACAAAGAACACAACAAAACAUAGGAAAACUAUCAAAUACACUCAAAGCUCAUAGUGUGACCGUUUUAAGUUGCCCAGUUUGCAAGGAGGCGCAUCAUGUUUUUUACUGUCCAGCGUUCCAGAAACAGAACGUGAAAACUCGUAAGGUCACUAUCAAGAAUGCUGGACUCCGUUUUAACUGUUUUAAGGGUAAUCACUCAGUGAAAGGCUCAUCAAACGCAGCAUCUUCUUGUAUAACAGCGAAUUGCAACACUAGUGAAGUGAUUAUUACACACCACGCAUCUGAAACUCAACAAAAAACUGUCUUGUUAGCGACGGCAGUAGUAAAUGUGAUUGACUCAUUUGGAACCAAACAUAAAGCUAGACUACUACUAGAUAAUGGAUCGCAGUCAUCAUUUGUUAGUGAAGCGUUUGUUCAAAGAACAAGAUUGUCGCAAGAAACUGGAAAAUUAAGAGUUAUAGGUCUGGGUCAAACAGAUUCUGGAGUUACGAAGGGUAUAGUGAAGCUACAACUUCAGUCGAUAUAUGACCAGUUCUCUUUACAAAUUAACGCAUUCGUAUUGCCGAAGCUUACAAGUAUUCUCCCAGCAGUAAAGGUUAACAUUUCAGACUGA
Messenger RNA from Centruroides sculpturatus (bark scorpion), 1698 nucleotides. RefSeq lists its product as uncharacterized. The coding region runs from base 346 to 1698 and encodes 450 amino acids. The transcript has 2 exons. The record is from RefSeq and is a predicted model, not a curated record. NCBI's taxonomy places the organism in Eukaryota, Metazoa, Arthropoda, Arachnida, Scorpiones, Buthidae.